Molecule: messenger RNA, 2050 nt
Organism: Salarias fasciatus (jewelled blenny)
Lineage: Eukaryota; Metazoa; Chordata; Actinopteri; Blenniiformes; Blenniidae
Gene: grk6
Product: G protein-coupled receptor kinase 6
Exons: 15
Coding region: 118-1896 (592 amino acids)
Biological process (GO): regulation of signal transduction; protein phosphorylation; signal transduction
Cellular component (GO): cytoplasm
Molecular function (GO): G protein-coupled receptor kinase activity; ATP binding
Source: RefSeq, a predicted model, not a curated record
AGGGGGGUUGGAUUUGCGCGCCUCGGCGGGGCGGUGAGGCGGAGGCGGACGGAGUCUGAGCCCGGGCGGCGCGCAGCGGAGCCGGGCGGGGCGGAGCAGCCGCAGCGCAGCAUCGACAUGGAGCUGGAGAACAUCGUGGCCAACACGGUGCUGCUGAAAGCCCGGGAAGGAGGCGGCGGCGCCCGGAAAGGAAAGAGCAGGAAGUGGAAGCAGAUGCUGCAGUUUCCCCACAUCAGCCUGUGUGAGGAGCUGCGCCAGACCACAGAGAGGGACUACAGCAGCCUGUGUGAGCGGCAGCCAAUCGGACGGCUGCUCUUCAGAAACUUCUGUGAAACUCGAGACGACCUGAGAGCCUGCAUCCACUUCCUGGACGCCGCGGCUGAGUAUGAAGUGUCUCCAGACGACCAGAGGGGGCGCUGUGGUCAGGAGAUCCUCCACAGAUACUUCAACCCAAAGUCGGAGGACUUCGUCCCGCAGCUGGAGGCGUCCGCGGUGGAGCAGUGUGCGGCGCGGCUCCGGGACGGCGCCGGGAAGGACGUGUUCCAGGACUGCACCAAGCUGGUCCAUGAGUUCCUGCAGGUGGCGCCGCUGGCGGACUUCCUGGACAGCGUCUUCUACAGCCGCUUCCUGCAGUGGAAGUGGCUGGAGAGUGUCCCUCAGCGUCCCUCAGUGUCCCUCGGUGUCCCUUGGUGUCCCUCGGCGUCCCUCGGCGUCCCGUCGUCCUCAGCGCUCCGUGUUGUCCAGGUGUGUGCGUGCCAGGUGCGUUCCUCGGGGAAGAUGUACGCCUGUAAGAAGCUGGAGAAGAAGAGGAUCAAGAAGCGCGGCGGCGGCGGCGGCGGCGGCGGCGGCGAGGCCAUGGUGCUCAACGAGAAGCUGAUCCUGGAGAAGCUCAACAGCAGAUUCGUGGUGAGCCUCGCGUACGCCUACGAGACGAGGGACGCUCUGUGUCUCGUCCUGACCCUGAUGAACGGCGGAGACCUGAAGUUCCACAUCUACCACAUGGGGGAGCCGGGUCUGGACCAGGACCGGGCCGUCUUCUACUCGGCCCAGAUCUGCUGCGGUCUGGAGGACCUGCACCGGGAGCGGAUCGCCUACAGAGACCUGAAGCCCGAGAACAUCCUGCUGGACGACCACGGUCACAUCAGGAUCUCUGACCUUGGUUUAGCCGUUCACAUCCCUGAAGGUCAAACUAUUAAAGGACGAGUGGGAACGGUGGGCUACAUGGCUCCAGAGGUGGUGCGGAACCAGCGCUACGCCUUGGCGCCGGACUGGUGGGGGCUGGGCUGCCUGCUGUUCGAGAUGCUGGAGGGCCGGGCGCCGUUCCAGCAGAGGAAGAGGAGGAUGAGGAGGGAGGAGGUGGAGCGGCUGGUGCUGGAGGCGGAGGAGGAGUACUCCGCCAAGUUCUCCCGGGACGCCCGGUCCCUCUGCAGGAAGCUGCUGGCCAAAGACCCCUCAGAGAGACUGGGCUGUCAGGGGGGCGGAGCCUCAGAGGUCAAAGGUCACCCCAUGUUCAGCUCCAUCAACUUCACGCGUCUGGAGGCGGGAAUGCUGCAGCCGCCCUUCGUACCCGACCCUCAGGCCAUCUACUGUAAAGACGUUCUGGACAUCGAGCAGUUCUCCUCGGUCAGAGGAGUGGAGCUGGAGCCCCGAGACCAGGACUUCUACAGCAAAGUGUCCACCGGGAGCGUCAGCAUCCCCUGGCAGAAUGAGAUGAUCGAGACGGAGUGUUUCUCCGAACUCAACGUCUUCCUGCCCGACGGCUCGGUGACCCCCGACCUGGACUGGAGGGGUCAGCCGUCUCCGCCCCCCAAACGGGGUCUGCUGCAGUGGCUGUUUGUCCGACAGGACUGCUGUGGGAACUGCAGCGACAGCGACGAGGAGGCUGCCAGGCUGUGACACACACACACACACACACACACACACACACACACACACACACAGCAUCUUGUUCAGGCUGCUGGUGCGUUGUUGCCUCGGUGUCGGGAUCUAAACAGUUUCAUGUUAUUUAAAAACACGACGAAGAGAAAAUAAACUUAUUUUUUUACUGGAA